UUUUCUUUUUAUUUCAGGAGGGACUUUUACAAAAUCCUUGGGGUGUCAAAAAGUGCCUCUCUUCAUGAGAUCAAGAAAGCUUACAGGAAAAAUGCCAAAGAACUGCACCCGGACAAGAACAGAGAUGACCCGUCAGCUGAUGCAAAGUUUAAAGAUCUUGGUGCUGCAUACGAGGUCCUCAGUGAUGAAGAGAAAAGAAAGAAAUAUGAUAGGUGUGGUGAAGAAUGUGUGACAAAAGACGAGAGUGGUGGUUUUGGCAUGGAUCCAUUCUCGAGCUUCUUUGGAGAUUUUGGAUUUGGCUUCCAUUCUGGUGGUAGAACCGAGAGGGAAGUAGCUAAAGGAGGAGAUGUUGUCAUGAAUCUUGAAGCCACUCUGGAAGAGCUUUAUGUGGGAAACUUUGUUGAGGUGAGUUUACUUGCCAAUUCUCAUGGCAAUAGAGAAACUGAGGCCCAUG
Molecule: messenger RNA, 454 nt
Organism: Hyalella azteca
Lineage: Eukaryota; Metazoa; Arthropoda; Malacostraca; Amphipoda; Hyalellidae
Product: dnaJ homolog shv-like
Exons: 2
Biological process (GO): protein maturation
Cellular component (GO): endoplasmic reticulum
Molecular function (GO): misfolded protein binding
Source: RefSeq, a predicted model, not a curated record